Messenger RNA from Electrophorus electricus (electric eel), 1583 nucleotides. RefSeq names its product RNA binding motif protein 18 (gene rbm18). The record is from RefSeq and is a predicted model, not a curated record. NCBI's taxonomy places the organism in Eukaryota, Metazoa, Chordata, Actinopteri, Gymnotiformes, Gymnotidae. Gene Ontology annotation, molecular function: RNA binding.
CUUUCUUGUUGUCUUUCUAGCGUACCUAGCCUAUGUUAGCUGGGUUAGCAAGUAGUCAGUCGUGGUUUAUAGGUAGCUAGGUAAACGAUAUGAUUUGUUUUUGAGACAUUAAUAGUCGCGAGUUUAAAAAAAAAUAAGGAAGAUUGUACGGAGCCCAAUGCAGUCAGCUGCAGAAACGGUGGAGAAUGCCUCCAUACUUUCAAGUGGGUCAUCACAGGAAGGACAUCGUCUGUGGAUUGGCAACAUUGAUCCUAAAAUCACAGAGUAUCACCUGGUGAAGCUCCUGGAGAAGUUUGGAAAAGUGAAGCAGUUUGACUUCCUGUUCCACAAGUCAGGACCUUUGGAGGGCCAGCCCAGAGGAUACUGCUUUGUCAACUUCCACACCAAAGAGGAGGCAGAACGAGCCAUACAGUGUUUGAAUGGAAAGCUGGCAUUGUCAAAGAAGCUGGUGGUGCGUUGGGCCCAUGCACAGGUAAAGAGGUUUGAGCCUUAUAGGGGGGACAAGAACAUGCCUGCCAGCUUGGAACCUUCAUCGAGUGAAGCUGAGGAGCUGCCCACCUCUCUGAGUGUGAGUGCAAAGAUCAGGGCCAUCGAAGCCAAGCUGCAAAUGAUGGAGGAAAAUGCAGAUGAAGAGUAUUCAGGACCUUCUGCAUACCUCUACAACAAACCCCCUGAUAAGAGGGACAAGAGGCCCCAGCCGUAUAACAGGCCCUUCCGCAGAUACAGGAGAUGAUGGUCACUCGCAGUCUAGUCCGCUUUCCUGGUGUACCUGUGCUGAGGACAUCCACAAGAUAUGCUGUGAACUUGUACACCAAGUCCUUAUUUUUAUGGCCAAGAUCAGGACUUUAAUUUCUGAUUGAGAAGGAGAGUGUGAGUUAUGAAAACAUAUGUGCUGACCCAGAAGAGGAGAAUUACACCCAGCACCCCUUCACCCAUCCCAUGUGAAAAACAUUUGUGUAACUGGUGUGAGCAGUAUAAUACAUGUCUCCAGUGACUUUCUUGUUUGUUUGUUUGUUUGUUUUUAAUUGAUGAUGAAAAGUGGAUUUCUUUUUUUUAAAGUUUUGUAUGUUUUGUACCUUCAAUUGAAAAUGCUGAAUCUUGUUCCCUCCUGAAAUUGAUAUUCACACAGAACUGACCUUAUCUAAUCAGUGUGACCCAAUAUUGGUGUGUUCUUUUAAACUGUACCUUGCGUUGUAAUCCUGAAUUGCCUGAAGGUGUGUUGUACUUUAUAUUGUGAGGAUGAAAAUGUAAUGAUUUGUAAUUGUAUUGAAAUUUACCCUUUAGACUAGGUAUAUUUUGUACAGAUGGAGCACAGCAUAUGGCACAAAAGUGCCAUAAUCAAGUAGUUGUUUAGCUGUUGAUUUAUUCAAACUUAAUUUUAGCCUCAACCUUCUUUAAAAGGGCUUUGUGGACGUGAACUUGGGAGGAAGAGGCGUGAGUGGUAAAAGCCAAGACAUUACCAGGCUGUUGACGGCUUUGUCGCUGUUGUGUGUUGGCCUAACAUAUGUAAGUUCGGCAAUAUUUUGAUAGCUUUUGCGCUCUAUAUUGUACUCAAAAGGAUUAAAAACUUCAGAACAAACUCA